Drosophila grimshawi is the source of this 529-nucleotide messenger RNA. RefSeq names its product TBC1 domain family member 10B. The record is from RefSeq and is a predicted model, not a curated record. The coding region runs from base 53 to 433 and encodes 126 amino acids. The transcript has a single exon. Lineage: Eukaryota; Metazoa; Arthropoda; Insecta; Diptera; Drosophilidae.
UCAGUUUAUUUUUUUAUUUUUCAUUAUUAUCAUCGCUUAGAACUAUUUUAGAAUGUGCAAUAAUAACUCUGGAUCAUCUGGCCAAGGCCAGUGUGGCUGCCCAAAUCCCUCGUGUAGACCACCUCCGUCACCGCGACCGACAUGCCGUCCACAGCCGACGCUCUUCCAGAAGCUCAACUGUACUUCCUGUAAUCGACUUUUCUUUUUUAUCGUUGGCGCGGGCGUUGGUCUCUACUGGAACAAGUUGAAGGAGGCCGCGAAGAAGGCACAAGAAGAGGCCAAUAAGGAUCCCAAGCAAAGAGAAAAGGAGCGAAAGGAGAGGGAGAAGAAAGAGAAGGAAGCGCAAGAUAAGCGCGAAAAGGAACGCAAAGAACAAGAAAAGAAAGAUCAGAAAGCGGAAAAGGAGAGAAAGGAGAAGCAGAAGAGGGAUUAGUCACAUCUAAGAAGAGCGAAUCUGCAGAAUCCCAAAGAGAAAUUUCAAUGCACUUUUUUUUUUCUCAAUCCGAAUAAAUAAAAUUGACUAAAACCA